CUUGUUCUUAAAGGCAUUCUGCAGUUAAAUUUAUAUAUCUCUGCACAGCUAUUUGUUGUGCUACAGAAUAAUGGGAUGUGCUUGGAUGAGUGUGACCUUUCUAGCUGGCGGAGCGCAGGCACAGUGAAAUACCCUGUCUUUGGAUGGAUUAUUCGGCAGCCCGUGCUUUGGCUGGCAGCCCAGAAAAGGCUUUUGUAAUGAAAACAUGAUCUGGUUUUCUGUGCAGCCAGCCCUGAGACCGAUGUGCCUCCUGCUCCAGCUCUCUGGAAGCAGCCCAGCCAACAUGCACAGAACUGUGAGUGCUCUCUUUGUGCCGUUCCUUUUAAGUGCUUGUGUCGGAAGCCAAAAAGCCAGCUAAUUGAUUGUGACUUGAUGUCCGAUGCAUCUCUGUGGUGCGCUUUGUUUCAGCCAGUGAGGAUAUUUCAGUAAAUUGACGAUACAGAACAUGUAGAACGUAGGGUUUGUGUCGCAGCUGUUGGAAAUGGGGAACGCGAGUGCUGAGAGUAAAUUGAAUCCUGAAUCUUUUGUAAUGGAUGAUGAAUGUCAGAAACAGGAGGCUGUACCUGAUGGGGAAGUUAAAAGGAAACAGAAGGAUGCAGAGCUUGAUAAAAAGAUUGAAGCACUGAGAAAAAAGAAUGAAGCACUUAUACGACGGUAUCAAGAAAUCGAAGAGGAUAGAAAGAAUGCAGACAAAAUUGGCAUGGCAGUCACCUCGCGGAGACCUAAACCUGAAAGCCUAACCAUUACAAUUACAAAGACGCCUAAUGAGAAAAGAGUUGUAAGUGAAAGCUUUAUUGGCCUCAGUGACAGUGAGGAGGAAGAUGAGCAGAGCUUUACUUUCCGCAUGGGGAAAAAAGUUGAGCUGGAAGUUACAAUGGACAAAAAUUCUAAGGGCAAGAGAGUAGUGGCAAAGAAGACUGGCCAAGACAGUGUGCAUGGCAAAACUGAACCCCCAGGCUUAACUAAUGACCGACAGAUGGAUAAUUUAUUCACUUUUGGCAGAGGACGUCGUAUGCAGAUUGCCAUUACAAUGGAGAAUGAGCAGACGAAGAAAAGCAAUGAAAAGAAGAGGACGUCCUCUACCAAAGAGCAGAACAAGGGGAAUGAGAAUGGUCCUUUAGUGACCUGUUCAGGUGAAACCUUAACAAUGACUGAGCUGGAACAUUUAGAAUAUAUGCGUUGGAAGAAAGAGCGAGAACAAAUUGACCAAGAGAGACUUGCACGGCACAAAAAUUCCAAAGGGGAGUGGAGACGAGCGUGGGAUGCUGAGAAGACUCAAAAUAUGUUUGAUGGUGACUAUUCUGGCAUACAUCAAGAAGGAUUCUGUGGAAGGAGAGCAGGAAUUUUUGGUGGGAAAAAGCCUCUGGAUAAACAGACUGUGGGGGACAACAAAGGGAAACAAACACAGGCCGUAAAUGAGAAUGUGUCAAAACCAUUACCGACCAUAAGCAGCAAUGCUAAAGGAAAAGACAGACUUACUGGCAGAGCCCAAAGGUGGGACACUGCAGAGGGGCUGGAUUCUGCCAACAUGUUGGAUGGAAUUUCCCUGUUGGGAAUCUCAGAAUGCAAAGAAUAUUCCGGCUUCAUGCCACAACUUAAGGGCUCGGAGCAAUCUUUCAAGCAAUACAGUAACGCUUUUGGGAGACAGGAGCCCAUGUGGCAGAAGAGGCAAAUUGAAGGCAAAGAAAAUGCAGCAAAUUUUUCCUUUCACCAGGGCUCAUUCUCGCCUAAUGCUUAUCUGGUUACAUGCUCAGAAAUAUUACCUGAGAAAAUGUCUAAAGGUUUGGGUGAAGGGAUAAUAUCAGAAAGUCAUUUUCACAUUCCCUCACAUAAACAAGAGGCCAGAAAAGAGACUGAUGCCGAUUUCUCACUAGAAGGUAGAGGAGUGGGAGACUAUCUGUCAGUGCUGAAUAGUGACACAGAACUGGCAGGCUUGGAAAGUGUGAGAAGCCAGAGAAGAAGCAAGGAAAGCUAUGCUAAAGCACAAGUGCACUGCUGUUAGCAUGUUGAAAUGCCAUGCUGGCCAAUCAUGGCUAACUAAAACUGAAGCCUAGAAGAUUGAAGAGAAUCUUCCAAAAAAAUUGGAUAUGGUUUUUGUUUUUUUUUUUGUUUUUUUUUAUUACAGGCAUGCUGAGAACCAUACAUUUUGUUUUUUUUGCACUAUUUACAUUUUGCUGUUUGGUUUUCGCUUUUUCCUUACCAAAGGAAUAGCAUGUUACUACAUUUUGCAAGUUGAAAGCUAUUUUUCGUAUAUAUAUGCACACAUAGAUACAUGUUUGGAUCUCUGGUGCAUUGAUUUCAACUCAUUUGCUGUUAUUUGGGUACUUGACCCUUCCUAGUGUCAAUUUAGGGACAAAAUAUUUUACUCAUCCGCUCCAUAGAACCCCCUGUAGAGCCUAAAACUAUAACAGGUCACGCUGCCACUAACAUUGUGACAUUAUGUGACGUUUAUUACUGUAAUAAAAUCAUUUUGGUGGCUUUGAAUAAACAUAUCAGAAUUACAGUAUGUACUGUAGAAAUUUUAAAUUGGAUGCAAAUUUUUAUUUUUAAGCUCAUAUCCUUGUCCCUUUGUUAAAGUGGAACCAUUUCAUUUACACUAGAACUUCAACCUUGCAUCAGCCAUCAGGCUCGCCAAGUAUUGCAGGGGGCUAUGCAGACUCCAUUCAUGCGGUGAUGCCAUCUAAUGACUCAGUUUAGCAUUUUGACCACAGGUACAACUCUUGGCAGAAUUUGAUAAACCAAAAUGCUAGUGUUUAGCCCAAAAUGAGCACAUUUUAUAAAGGAUUGCUCCAUAAUUUGCCAAGCCUAACCAGAAAAAUCUGGCUAGAGCAUAGACACCCUGCUGCAAGAAUGUCCUUCACUUGCCAGUAACGUACUGCAUAUUAUCCUGCAUGAGGGGAAAAUGUCUGAUAAGAUUUUUUUGAUCCUUACUGGAAAUGUUGUUGCUUAAUUGUAUAAUAUUUUUUUUUUUCUGCCUUAGUAAUUAAGAAUGUGCCAUUUAUGUAAACAUGUUGUCUCAUGUGGUUGCACCUUUCCUGCAUUAAACCUUUGAACUGAUUA
Messenger RNA from Xenopus tropicalis (tropical clawed frog), 3060 nucleotides. It is a transcript of the gene ccdc9b, whose product is annotated as coiled-coil domain containing 9B. The record is from RefSeq and is a predicted model, not a curated record. NCBI's taxonomy places the organism in Eukaryota, Metazoa, Chordata, Amphibia, Anura, Pipidae. Bases 482 to 2002 code for a protein of 506 amino acids. The transcript is spliced from 14 exons.